This is a messenger RNA of Echinococcus granulosus, 2607 nucleotides long. RefSeq names its product Zinc finger protein. NCBI's taxonomy places the organism in Eukaryota, Metazoa, Platyhelminthes, Cestoda, Cyclophyllidea, Taeniidae. The transcript is spliced from 10 exons. The coding region runs from base 1 to 2607 and encodes 868 amino acids. The record is from RefSeq and is a predicted model, not a curated record.
AUGAACAAGGUUGCAAUCUUACCUGCAACCGAACGUCAGUUGCUUCUUGAUAAAAUAAAACGUUCCGUCGACCAGACGGAGGCAAUAUGUUCUGGCAAACAACUUGACAUAAUUCCCAAUUUAUCGGACCAUAACCCAGCUCCCAUCGGUCCUCCUCAGGCGAAGAUACCACCACAGUCCAAGACACCUGCAGUAACGUUCCAGAGAAAAAUCAGCCCUUCAGCUAGGAGACGUCUAGACACCAUCGGCACUGUCACCUCCGUCACAAGCGCGGUACCGGGUAAACCGCAAUUGACACUUGCCUGUCCCGUGUGCGAUCUGAAGGCUACUAGCUGGCAGAAGUUCUCUCACCAUCUCCACACUGGUCACAAUCAGUCAUCAGUAACUUCGGUGUGCCGGCGCUGCCAUGGUAUGUUCCGGAACCACGCUCUCCUUCUGGCACACGAAUGUUUUCGCUGGGGACGCACAAACCUUCCCUGUGCCGCUGUCUAUUCCUCCAUUGAGGAUUCGCCUAUCCUCAACGACUUCGGCUUCCCCCGCGAAGGUGUCUAUCUUGAACGGCGUUGUGGGCUUUGUCUCACCUCAGAUGUAGUUUACUCGAAUUUUGAGCAGUACGAAAGGCAUAAGUACGAAGAGCACGCGGAAUCUGGUUCAAGGGCCCCGAUUUGUGAUAUUCAGCGCCCUCAAAAUAAGAGUUUUCAGGCUCCAGCUAGUGCUCUGCUUGCGAGCAAACCUCGUCGAAGGGCUAAAAAAUCGAAAUUGGAAAAAUUGGCCACCUUCCAGAAAGAUGGGAAUCACAGUUCCCCAGACCCUGUUGGGGAGUCAGCGCCAAUUGCUGCAGAGGAACGCGGUACGCCCUCCGUUCAAGUUAUGAUGGCACCCGCCCCCACCAUUUCCACCACCCGUGUCUUCUCCUGCCGUGUCUGUAAACUCUUCUUUCGGACACGUGAUCGCCUCCUUCGACAUGAGAAGACCUCUAUUGUACAUGAUCGCAGACUGAGUCGGUCGAAACGCUUUAAACUGGCGCCGGUGCCGGAGAGCGCGUUGGGUCGCCCUUUCGAGUGCGCGGAGUGUGGUCUAGUGUAUACACGGAAACACGCUUUAGAGCGGCACGUUGCGUUUGCGCACAAUGGUGAGACAGCCUUCAGGUGCGAGUUCUGUAGCUUCCACGCCCUUGAUCGGGCCAACUUUCGCCAGCACAUGUCCCGUCAUUUCCAUCUGAAGAACUUUGCUUGUGAGGAUCCAGCCACCGAAAUCAAAAUUGCGGUUUGGAAUAGACGUACCAACGCUUCCAUCAUCAUAGCCUCCGGAUCGUUGCUGAAGUUGAGGACCAUUAGUAUGGUGGCCCAAUCUCAGCACUGCGAUCACCGAUGCAUCACGAAGCAGGAGUUGGAGGACCACGUGCGCUUCAAGCACAGCGACAAACGCGACUUCAAAUGCCCUGACUGUCAUGCUACCUUCAAAACUCCGGGGACUUUGAGUCGGCACCAGAAGACGCAUACGAACAUCUCCUUCCUAUGCAAUCAAUGCGACGCUUCCUUCAAUCGUAUGAGCAACCUCAAGCGUCACAAGGACUCCGUUCACUCCGCCACCGGCGGCAAUCGACGCGGACGCGGCAGACCGCAGAAGACCACCCGGCAGAAGCAGCAGUCAAGGAAAGCUGUUCUCCAGCAUCAGCAUGAGCAAGAUCAGCAGUCACUGCCAGCGGCAUCGACAUCUGUGGCGGAACCGCUGUGGGACUACGAGGCUGCUCGUGUGCAUUCUACGACGGGCGAUCAACUUUGCACUUCAGUGAACACCACGAGUGGGCUAGAGCCUGUCUAUGUAGUCGCCUUCGAGACAGAGGUGGGGUGGAUCCCAGCCACAACCUCUCCUGCCACUAUCACCGAGGCGAGUCUCGUCAUGCAUCACCCUCCACCGCCGCCGCAACCACCGCCUCCACCACCCUCGCACACUCUUGCCGCCCCACGCGGAGACACCGUGCUACCCUGCGUCAGCGACUUUUUCUCCUCUUUCCUUCCCCCCACCUCCCCUUCCACACAACUUGACGACCAUACUGUCCCACCUCCUCUGCCCCCACCCCAAGCACCGUCAACAGCGGUGGCAGGAGUGGCAUCUCACCCAUCUACCACUCAUCUUUGGCGCUCUGACGAAGAUGUCGAUGAUCUUGGUACAGCCAGCGCGGUGCCCGCAGACGACCUCAUUUGCGAUUUCCUGACUUGUGAGGUGGUCGGAGCUGAAGAGGAUGUGGAAGGCACGGGCGGUGUCGGUGUUGGUGGCAGCAACUUUUCCGUUGGCUAUCUCAUCGGUGGAGGUGGGGCUGACGGUAGUGGCGGUGGUGGAGGGGGUGGAGGAGGAGGGGGUGAGGAACUGCACACCUUGCCGCCUUCCGACUGUCUCUCCCUUGUGCCUAUCGUAACUAGUGCUUUUGAGGAGACAAAUACUACCAGUACCAGCGUUGGUGUUAAUGUUUCCACCACCUUCCACCCCUUCUGGAGUGUAUCUUGCUCCUCCGCCUCCUCUUGCACCCCUGCUGCUGGUGCUGCUGGAAUUGUCCAUGAAGACUAUUCGGGUUUCGAACAACAGGAAGUUGCAGACAGCAUGUGA